AUGGGAGGAGGUGAGCAUGGACAUGGAGGAGAAGGUGGAGAUUUUAGGGCUAAAGUAUGGAGUAUGUCUGGUGGACCUUACUGUAGACCUAAACAUUGGCGUAGGAACACAGCCAUUGCUAUGUUUGGUAUUUUCCUUGUUUGUAUCCCAAUCGCCAUGAAAUCUGCUGAGCUCGAGCAAAGGCCACACAUGCCAGUACGCCCGAUUCCUUCACAGAUCUGGUGCAAGAACUUUGGAACCAAGGACGAUUACGAAAAAGAACAUUAA
Arabis nemorensis is the source of this 267-nucleotide messenger RNA. NCBI's taxonomy places the organism in Eukaryota, Viridiplantae, Streptophyta, Magnoliopsida, Brassicales, Brassicaceae. The record is from the annotation of a GenBank genome assembly.